UGAAAUGGCGGUCGGCGAGGCGAGCGCGAGCACCGCGGCUGUGGCCAAUCCCGCCUAGCCGCCAAAACGGCCCUAAACACUGGCGCCCCCCUCCCGCCAGGCCCUCCGAGUCCAUCCAUGACAUCGGCGCUCUGCCACCCCCCCCACCGCUGCCCCUCACCCAGGUGGCCGUGCCCACCGGCCGAGUUAUCGAUCCCCGGCGCCCGGCGCGAGUCCAGCUUUCUGGCGGCCUCCUCCCUCGCUGUGUGCCCAGGGGCGGAAAAAAACACCUUUUCGGCCCCCGCUAGGGCGUCCCGCUCCGGCGCCCGCCCCGCUCCCUUCCUUUCCCGCCGCGUCCCCUCCCCCAACUACUCACAGCCCUCCCUUCACCACACACACACACACACACAAAACCCCCUUCUCCCCUCCCCCAGUGGUUGCGUCCGUGACAUCAUCAUCAUGGCAACAAGAGCUGCAGCCUGGGACCGAGGAACCCGUGUGAUUCCCGGCGGCGGCGGCGGCGGCAGUGGCGGCAGCACGAGCACAAGCACUAGCAUCGACGAGAGCGCGAGGGCUUCUCUCCUGUCGCCCCUCGCCCGCUGCUCUUGAGGAGACGGCGGCAGCAGUGCCCACACCGCCCCGCCUGCCGCCUCUGCCCGCGGUGUCUGAGUGUGAGGGGAGGGGGCCGUGCCGCGGAGGGGAGGGGGCGCCGCCGCCGCCGCUGCUGCUGUGGGGCCGCCGCUGCUGCUGUGGGGCCGCCGCUGCGGAAGGAGCUGCCGCUGCUGCUGCUGCUGCGGCUGCCAGGUUGCUAGUGAAGAGGAGGCUGUGGCGGCGGCGGCGAACAUGUUUUCAGUGAGGAUAGUGACUGCCGACUACUAUAUGGCCAGACCGCUCCAGGGGCUGGAUAUCUGCCAAUCCCCCCUCACCCAGGCCCCUGUCAAGAAGGUGCCGGUGGUGCGAAUCUUCGGAGCGACCCCGGCAGGUCAGAAGACAUGUCUUCAUCUACAUGGCAUCUUUCCUUACCUCUAUGUGCCAUACGAUGGUUAUGGACAGCAGCCAGAAAGCUAUCUUUCUCAGAUGGCAUUCAGUAUCGACAGAGCACUUAAUGUGGCUUUAGGCAAUCCAUCUUCCACUGCUCAGCACGUGUUCAAAGUGUCAUUAGUAUCAGGAAUGCCUUUUUAUGGUUAUCAUGAGAAGGAAAGACACUUUAUGAAGAUCUAUCUUUACAAUCCUGCAAUGGUGAAAAGGAUAUGUGAACUUUUGCAAAGUGGAGCCAUAAUGAAUAAAUUUUAUCAGCCUCAUGAAGCGCAUAUUCCCUACCUCCUACAGCUCUUCAUUGACUACAAUCUGUAUGGAAUGAAUUUAAUAAAUCUGGCUGCUGUCAAGUUCCGAAAAGCAAGAAGGAAAAGCAGUCCAUUGCGUGCGACUGGAUAUUGCAAGGAUCGGUUACCAGGAAAAAAUUCUCUUACUGGUACUUUAUUUCGGUGGGAAGAAGAUGAAAUACCAAGCUCUUUAAUACUGGAAGGUGUUGAACCACAGAGUACAUGUGAAUUAGAAGUGGAUGCUGUAGCCGCUGAUAUCUUAAAUCGUUUGGACAUUGAAGCUCAAAUUGGUGGAAACCCUGGUCUACAGGCCAUAUGGGAAGAUGAAAAGCAACGGCGAAGAAACAGAAAUGAAACUUCUCAAAUUAGCCAACCCGAAUCACAAGAUCGCAGGUUUAUGCCAGCAACAGAAAGUGAAAAAAAAUUUCAGAAGAGACUUCAGGAAAUUCUCAAACAGAACGAUUUCUCUGUCAGAACAUUAUCAAGAUCUGUGGACUACAGCGAUGGAUCCCAGGAGUUCUCUGCUGAGUUAACAUUGCACUCUGAGGUUCUGUCUCCUGAAAUUCUUCAGUGUACACCGGCUAAUAUGGUGGAAGUCCACAAAGACACAGAGUUGAGCAAAGGUCAUACUAGACACAAAGUGGAGGAAGCUCUUAUUAAUGAAGAAGCAAUUUUGAACCUCAUGGAAAAUAGUCAGACUUUUCAGCCUUUGACCCAAAGACUGAGUGAGUCACCAGUCUUCUUGGACAGUAGUCCUGAUGAGACUGUGGUACAUCUUCUUGCUGGUUUGGAAAAUGACGGAUAUCAGGGGGAAAGAAAUAGGAUGCCACCACCAUGUCGUUCCUUUGGAAACAAUAAAAAUCCUCAAAAUAGUGAUGAUGAAGAAAAUGAACCACAGAUUGAAAAAGAAGAGAUGGAGCUUAGUUUGGUGAUGUCUCAGAGAUGGGACAGCAAUAUUGAAGAACAUUGUGCCAAAAAGAGAUCACUGUGCAGAAAUACCCACAGAAGCUCAACAGAAGAAGAUGAUUCAUCUUCAGAAGAAGAAAUGGAAUGGAGUAAUAAUAGCUUGCUUCUAGCCAAUCUUUCUAUACCUCAGUUAGAUGGAACUGCAGAUGAAAAUAGUGACAAUCCACUGAACAAUGAAAAUUCUAGAACCCACUCUUCUGUGAUUGCAACAAGCAAGCUAUCAGUAAAACCCUCCAUCUUUCACAAAGAUGCUGCUACAUUAGAACCCCCAUCUUCUGCUAAGAUUACUUUUCAGUGUAAACACACAAGUGCCCUUUCUUCCCAUGUUUUGAACAAGGAAGAUUUAAUUGAAGACCUUUCACAGCCAAACAACAUAGAAAAAAAUCUAGACCAUUCAGUUGCUUCUUUUACAAAUGAAAGUGCUUACUCUAUGAAAUACUCUGGAUCUUUAAGCAGUACCACCCAUUCAGAAAACUCUCAUAAAGAAAGUAGUAAGAAAGAUGUCCUCCCAGUAUCUUCCUGUGAAAGUAGUAUUUUUGAUUAUGAAGAAGAUAUUCCAUCUGUUACAAGACAAGUACCAAGUAGAAAGUAUACAAACAUUAGAAAAAUUGAUAAGGAUGCCCCUUUUAUACAUAUGAACCGUCACACUAACGAAAAUACAUUGGGCAAAAAUUCUUUCAACUUUUCUGACUUAAGUCAUUCAAAAAGUAAAUUAUCCUCUGAAGGAAAUGAAAAAGGAAACAGCACAGCUCUGAGUAAUUUGUUCCCAUCAUCAUUGACUGAAAAUUGUGAAUUGCUAUCAUGCUCAGGGGAGAAUAGAACUAUGGUGCAUUCCCUUGACAGCAUUGCUGAUGAAAGUGGACUAAAUAAACUUAAAAUCAGAUAUGAAGAGUUUCAAGAACAUAAAACAGAAAAACCAAGCCUCAGCCAGCAAGCAGCACACUAUAUGUUUUUUCCCAGUGUUGUUCUUUCUAAUUGUCUCAGUAGGCCACAAAAGCUCUCUCCUGUCACAUAUAAACUGCAACCUAGCAAUAAACAGUCUCGGUUAAAAAUGAAUAAAAAGAAGCUGAUAGGUCAUCAGGAGACUUCUACCAAAACUACUGAGACUGGAUCCACAAAAGAUAAUUGUAUACAAAAUAAUCCUUGUAAUAGUAAUCCUGAGAAGGAUAAUGUAUUGACCAGUGAUUUAAUUAAGGUCACUCGUGGAGCUUUUGAAAAUAAAACAUCUACAGAUAGUUUUGUAGACUGUCACUUUGGAGAUGGAACUUUAGAAACUGAGCAGUCCUUUGGAUUGUAUGGAAAUAAAUACACGCUUAGAGCCAAACGCAAGGUAAAUUAUGAGACUGAAGAUAGUGAGUCAAGUUUUGUAACACAGAACUCAAAAAUUAGCCUACCUCAUCCCAUGGAAAUUAGUGAAAGUUUAGAUGGAACUCUCAAAUCUCGAAAACGCAGAAAAAUGUCUAAAAAGCUGCCCCCUGUCAUCAUAAAGUAUAUCAUUAUUAAUAGAUUUAGAGGGAGAAAAAAUAUGCUUGUGAAGCUAGGAAAAAUAGACUCUAAAGAAAAACAAGUAAUACUAACAGAGGAAAAAAUGGAACUAUAUAAAAAGCUUGCACCUUUGAAAGAUUUUUGGCCAAAAGUUCCUGACUCCCCUGCAACCAAAUAUCCCAUUUAUCCACUAACGCCAAAGAAAAGUCACAGAAGGAAAUCAAAACAUAAAUCUGCUAAGAAAAAAACUGGUAAGCAACAAAGGACAAAUAGUGAAAAUAUUAAAAGAACUUUGUCUUUCAGGAAAAAACGGUCACAUGCUAUCCUUUCUCCUCCCUCGCCAUCUUACAUUGCUGAAACCGAAGACUGUGACUUAAAUUAUAGUGAUGUUAUGUCUAAACUAGGUUUUCUUUCUGAGAGAAGCACAAGUCCUAUAAACUCUUCUCCACCUCGCUGCUGGUCUCCCACAGAUCCAAGAGCUGAAGAAAUCAUGGCUGCUACUGAUAAAGAAACAGUGCUUUUUAAGGGUCCUAAUGCAUACAAUAGCAAGACUGUUCACUCCCGUGUAGGAAAAAAUAGUCGAGCAAAAGCGCAGGUUAAGAAAUCAAGAACAAAGCUUGUUAAUCCUUCUGUAGUUACUAAGAAAAGGAACAAACGAAAUCAGACAAAUAAACUAGCAGAUGAUGGAAAAAAGAAACCAAGAGCAAAACAGAAACAAAAAACAAAUGAGAAAGGUACAUCAAGAAAGCACAUAACAUUAAAAGAUGAAAAACUAAAAUCUCAGGCUGAUGCUGAAGUUAAGUUUGUGCUGAAGCAUCAGAAUGUGUCUGAGACCUCAAAUAGUUCUGGAGGUUCUCAGCUACUUUUUAAACAGAAAGGUGCAUCACUAAUGGGCUCUGCUAUGGAUCAUCCCCUUUCUGCUUCCCUCCCCACUGGAAUUCAUGCACAACAGAAUUUAUCUGGCUGCUUUUCUUCUUUUCUAGAAAGCAAGAAGCCUGUAGAUUUGCAAACAUUCCCCAGUUCACGAGAUGAUUUGCAUUCAUCAGUCGUUUGUAGUUCUUUAGGACCUGGGAUCUCAAAAAUUAAUGUUCAGCGGUCUCAUAAUCAAAAUGCUAUGUUUACUCUAAAGGAAUCCACCUUGAUUCAAAAAAAUGUAUUUGACCUUUCAAACCAUUUGUCUCAGGUAGCACAGAAUACACAAAUGUCUUCUGGUAUAUUGUCUCCAAAGACAGAAGAGAACGCAAAUAUACAAAAAAACUAUUUGUCGUCUAUUGGAAAGUUAAAUGAAUACCGUAAUUCCCUAGAAUCAAAGCCAGACCAGACAUAUGCGCCUAAUUUUUUGCAUUGCAAAGACAGUCAGCAGCAGAUUGUGUGCAUGGCAGAACAAUCAAAGCACAGUGAAACUUGUUCUCCGGGAAAUGCAGCUUCAGAGGAAAGUCAGAUGCCUAAUAAUUGCUUUGUAACUUCCUUAAGAAGCCCAAUCAAACAAAUAGCUUGGGAGCAAAAACAAAGGGGUUUUAUUUUAGAUAUGUCAAAUUUUAAACCUGAAAGGGUAAAACAAAGGUCAUUGUCAGAAGCAAUUUCACAAACCAAAGCACUUUCUCAGUGUAGAAAUCAAAACAUGUCAACACCUUCAGCAUUUGGUGAAGGACAGUCUGGACUGGCAGUUCUAAAAGAAUUGUUACAGAAAAGACAGCAGAAAGCACAAAAUGCGACUAGUAUGCAAGACCCAUUAUCUAAUAAACAGCAACCAAACAAAACUGUUUCUGGUUCCCUUGAGCAUAACAGAACAAUUAAACGAACACGAUCAGUAACAUCUCCAAGAAAACCUCGAACUCCCAGAAGUACAAAACCUAAAGAAAAAAUUCCCAAACUUCUUAAAGUAGACUCUGUAAAUUUACAAAACUCUAGCCAGUUGGAUAACUCCCUGUCAGAUGAUAGUCCUAUCUUUUUUUCAGACCCAGGUUUUGAAAGUUGUUAUUCACUUGAAGAUAGCUUGUCUCCUGAACAUAACUAUAAUUUUGAUAUUAAUACAAUAGGUCAAACUGGAUUCUGUAGCUUUUAUUCUGGAAGUCAGUUUGUCCCAGCUGACCAGAAUUUGCCUCAGAAGUUCCUAAGUGAUGCAGUUCAGGAUCUUUUCCCCGGACAAACUAUAGAAAAAACUGAAUUUUUAAGUCAUGAGAACCAGAAAUGUGAUGAAGACAAACAUCAUGCCUCAGACUCAACUUCAUGGAUUAGAUCUGGUACUCUAAGUCCUGAACUAUUUGAGAAAUCAUCCAUAGAGAGCAAUGAGAAUCGUCGCCACAACCAGUGGAAGAAUAGCUUUCAUCCUCUGACAACUCGGUCUAAUUCGAUAAUGGAUUCUUUCUGUGUCCAGCAGUCAGAGGACUGUCUAUGUGAAAAAUCCAGAUUGAACAGGAGUUCAGUAAGCAAAGAAGUGUUUCUUAGCCUCUCACAGCCAAGCAGUUCAGAUUGGAUUCAAGGUCAUACCAGAAAAGAAGUGGGACAGCCUCUUGACGCAGUCAAUACCUCUUUUACUGCAAUACUAUCUUCCCCUGAUGGUGAACUUGUAGAUGCAGCCUCUGAAGAUUUAGAAUUGUAUGUUUCAAGAAACAAUGAUAUGUUGACACCAACUCCUGAUAGUUCACCAAGGUCUACUAGCUCUCCCUCGCAGUCUAAAAAUGGUAGUUUCAUCCUUCGAACUGCUCACAUUCUGAAACCACUUAUGUCCCCACCAAGUAGGGAAGAGAUUAUGGCAACUUUGUUGGAUCAUGACCUUUCAGAAACUAUUUACCAGGAACCAUUUUGCAGUAAUCCUUCUGAUGUACCAGAAAAGCCCAGGGAGAUCGGUGGACGGCUUCUCAUGGUAGAAACUCGACUUCCAAAUGAUCUGGCUGAGUUUGAGGGAGACUUUUCCUUGGAAGGACUUCGUCUGUGGAAAACAGCAUUCUCAGCAAUGACUCAAAAUCCAAGACCAGGGUCACCUCUUCGCAGUGGCCAAGCAGUUGUCAAUAAAGGGUUAAGUAAUAGCCAUAAAAUGGUUGGAGAUAAAAAAAUUGUGAUUAUGCCUUGCAAAUGUGCCCCAAGUCGACAACUGGUUCAAACAUGGCUCCAAGCCAAAGAAGAAUAUGAACGUUCCAAGAAACUGUCUAAAACAGAGCCAACUGGAGUUGUAAAAUCUGCUGAGAACUUCAGCUCUUCAGUUAAUCCAGAUGACAAACCUGUAGUGCCUCCAAAAAUGGAUACAACUCCACAUACACUCCUCACUACAGCACAUACCAAGGAAGAUGUUGAUAAUUCUCAGAUUGCUUUACAAGCGCCAACCACAGGAUGCAGUCAAACUGCAAGUGAAAGUCAGACGCUGCCACCAGUUGCUUCUGCAAAUGAUGCUGAGAAAGAUGAGGAGGAGGAGGAGGAUGACUGUUAUGUUAGUUAUAGCUCACCUGAUUCUCCAGUAAUUCCACCUUGGCAACAGACAACAUCCCCAGAUUCUAAAACAUUAAACGGAGAUCACAGAGCUUCAUCACCAGUAGAGGAACAGCAUUCCCUGACUAUUGAGAACUUACUAAAACCCAUAAAAGAUGGUAUACAGAAAAGUCCCUGCAGUGAGUCUCAGGAACCUCUAGUGAUAUCUCCAAUUAAUGUUAGGACAAGAACUGGAAUAUGUGAAUCGCUUUGCCUUCAUAGUACACCAAUCAUACAGAGAAAACUUCUGGAAGGACUUCCUGAGGCAACUGGCCUUAGCCCUUUGUCAGCAGAACCAAAAACCCAGAAAUUGAGUCAUAAGAAAGGAAGUAAUACUGAUGCUUUUAGAAGAGUACUCUUAACACAGGCAAAGAAUCAAUUUGCAGCAGUAAAUACCCCAAAGAAAGAAACUUCUGAGAUUGAUGGACCAUCUUUAAGCAAUACUUAUGGUUUCAAAGUCAGCGUACAAAAUUUACAGGAGGCAAAAGCUUUACAUGAGAUACAGAAUCUUACCCUAAUCAGUGUGGAAUUGCAUGCUCGAACUAGACGAGACUUAGAACCAGAUCCUGAAUUUGACCCAAUCUGUGCUCUGUUCUACUGCAUCUCAUCUGACACUCCACUACCAGAUACAGACAAAACAGAACUUACAGGUGUAAUAGUGAUUGAUAAAGACAAGACAGUCUCUAGUCAAGAUGUCAGAUCUCAGACCCCAUUACUCAUUAGGUCUGGAAUUACAGGACUAGAAGUUACCUAUGCUGCUGAUGAAAAGGCACUUUUUCAAGAAGUUGCAGAUAUAAUAAAGAGGUAUGACCCUGAUAUUCUGCUAGGAUAUGAGAUUCAGAUGCAUUCCUGGGGUUACCUCUUACAAAGGGCUGCUGCCCUAAGUGUUGACUUAUGCCAGAUGAUCUCUCGGGUACCAGAUGACAAAACUGAGAACAGAUUUACAGCAGAAAGGGAUGACUAUGGAUCAGAUACAAUGAGUGAGAUAAAUAUCGUUGGCCGAAUUACACUAAAUCUUUGGAGAAUCAUGAGAAAUGAGGUGGCUCUGACUAACUACACCUUUGAAAAUGUGAGCUUUCAUGUUCUUCAUCAGCGUUUUCCCCUCUUUACCUUUCGAGUCUUAUCAGAUUGGUUUGAUAACAAGACAGAUCUAUACAGAUGGAAAAUGGUUGAUCAUUACAUUAGCCGUGUCCGUGGAAAUCUCCAAAUGUUAGAACAGCUGGACCUGAUUGGGAAAACCAGUGAAAUGGCUAGACUUUUUGGCAUUCAGUUUUUACAUGUACUGACAAGGGGUUCACAGUACCGUGUGGAAUCAAUGAUGUUGCGUAUUGCAAAACCAAUGAACUAUAUUCCUGUGACACCUAGUGUACAGCAGAGAUCCCAGAUGAGAGCUCCACAGUGUGUUCCCCUAAUUAUGGAGCCUGAAUCUCGCUUCUAUAGCAACUCUGUUCUCGUUUUGGAUUUCCAGUCACUGUAUCCUUCUAUUGUAAUUGCGUACAACUACUGUUUUUCCACCUGCCUUGGCCAUGUGGAAAACUUGGGAAAGUAUGAUGAGUUCAAAUUUGGCUGUACCUCUCUGAGAGUACCUCCUGAUUUACUUUACCAAAUUAGGCAUGAUAUCACAGUGUCCCCCAAUGGAAUAGCUUUUGUCAAGCCAUCAGUAAGAAAGGGUGUGCUACCAAGAAUGCUCGAAGAAAUUUUGAAGACUAGACUCAUGGUGAAGCAGUCAAUGAAGGCUUACAAGCAGGACAGAGCCCUUUCACGAAUGCUCGAUGCACGUCAACUAGGACUUAAGCUUAUAGCAAAUGUCACAUUUGGCUAUACAGCUGCUAACUUUUCUGGGAGAAUGCCAUGCAUUGAGGUUGGCGAUAGUAUUGUUCACAAAGCCAGAGAGACCUUGGAACGAGCUAUUAAACUGGUGAAUGAUACCAAGAAGUGGGGUGCUAGGGUUGUAUAUGGUGAUACUGACAGUAUGUUUGUGCUACUGAAGGGAGCCACUAAGGAGCAGUCUUUUAAGAUUGGUCAGGAAAUUGCUGAAGCUGUAACUGCUACCAAUCCUAAACCAGUGAAAUUGAAGUUUGAAAAGGUUUACUUGCCGUGUGUCUUACAAACAAAAAAGAGAUAUGUGGGUUAUAUGUAUGAAACACUGGAUCAAAAGGACCCAGUAUUUGAUGCAAAAGGAAUAGAAACAGUCAGAAGAGACUCCUGCCCUGCUGUUUCUAAGAUACUUGAGCGUUCUCUAAAGCUGCUAUUUGAAACAAGAGACAUAAGUUUAAUUAAACAGUAUGUUCAGCGACAGUGUAUGAAGCUUCUGGAAGGAAAGGCCAGCAUACAAGAUUUUAUCUUUGCCAAGGAAUACAGAGGAAGUUCCUCUUAUAAGCCUGGAGCUUGUGUACCAGCCCUGGAACUUACAAGGAAAAUGCUUACUUAUGAUCGGCGCUCUGAGCCUCGAGUUGGGGAGCGAGUGCCAUACGUCAUCAUUUAUGGGACCCCUGGAGUACCACUUAUCCAGCUGGUAAGGCGGCCAGUGGAAGUCCUGCAGGACCCAACUCUGAGACUGAAUGCCACUUACUAUAUCACCAAGCAAAUCCUUCCACCCCUGGCAAGAAUCUUCUCACUUAUCGGAAUCGAUGUCUUCAGCUGGUAUCAUGAAUUACCAAGGAACCAGAAAGCCACCAGCUCCUCUCGAAGUGAAGCUGAAGGGCGGAAAGGCACUAUUUCACAGUAUUUCACUACCUUACGCUGUCCUGUGUGUGAUGACCUGACUCAGCACGGUGUCUGCAGUAAAUGUCGGAGCCAACCUCAGCAUGUUGCAGUCAUCCUCAACCAAGAAAUUCGAGAGUUGGAACGGAAACAGGAGCAACUUGGAAAGAUAUGCAAGAACUGUGCAGGUUGCUUUGAUCGACAUAUCCCGUGUGUUUCUCUGAACUGCCCAGUACUUUACAAACUCUCCCGAGUAAAUAGAGAAUUAUCCAAGGCACCAUAUCUCCGGCAAUUACUAGACCAGUUUUAAAUUGUCAAUAUCAGAGAAUUCCAGGUGCUAUUUUUUUCAGUGUUUACCACUAAACUGUUGUGCAUGGUGCUUUUUCAACUUUCAUCGAGUCAAGUAUGUUCACUGUCUGUCUGUUACCUGAAGACUAUGAAGACUCUUACGCUGACUGAAUUAAAAAUUGUACUCGUUAAUCUCUGAAUAGCUCACUUCUUACAAUGUACAAAUUCCUCAUCCUUUCACCUUUUUAACAUUGUUUUAUAAUGCAGGUGUUAAAUUUGCUCCAGUAUGUGUAACAUCUUGUAAAUCCAUUUGAGUAGAUCAUAUUUACUUCCCUGUGGAAGGAGCACUGAAAACCUCUUUUUAAAAAAACCAUUCGUGUUUUCCUUGAACUGUCUGUAUCAAGACGUGUUACUUAGAGAUAUCCAUUCACUUUAUAAUUUUGAUUGCGAAAUAUUUUGUAAAUACACUUUUUUACUUUUCAAACAACUGAGUAAAAAUAAUGUGCAAUGAAUUUUAUACAAAUGAUUUUCAAGUUGUUUGGUAUAUUUCCUCUAGGUUUUGCUUGACUCAGAGUAGAGUUGUUAUUUUGAUCAAACUGUGCAAACAAUAGUACCACGUGUAGCAUUUUGAAACAUUAUUUUCUAAAACCGCUGUCUUGCUUUAGCUAUUAAUGGGGCAUUGUGAGGAACUGUGCAAAGACAUUUUUGUUACAAACCUGUGGGCCUGUUGCAAUACUUUAAAAAUAAAAAAUUUUAUUCCAUUUUUGCUUGUUUUGUAUAGACAUUUCUAUUGCUUCUAAAUAUGCUUAAAAUAUUUUCUUUCCUUAUGUACAGUUAAUCUUAUUUGCCAUCAUCUUGAACACAAAAUGUGUAUUUAGAAUAUUUGUAUAACUGUAUAAAAUAAAAGGAAUUAUGUGGUCAGUGCAUUGUUUUCUAAACUGGAAAUCAUUUUGUUUUAAAAGUUAAUAACGGAAACCAUAUUAAAAUUGAAUAAAAUAUGAAAUAUGGCA
This is a messenger RNA of Vicugna pacos (alpaca), 11218 nucleotides long. NCBI's taxonomy places the organism in Eukaryota, Metazoa, Chordata, Mammalia, Artiodactyla, Camelidae. The record is from RefSeq and is a predicted model, not a curated record.